Messenger RNA from Pyricularia oryzae 70-15, 2069 nucleotides. Its product is annotated as membrane transporter. The coding region runs from base 266 to 1960 and encodes 564 amino acids. NCBI's taxonomy places the organism in Eukaryota, Fungi, Ascomycota, Sordariomycetes, Magnaporthales, Pyriculariaceae. Gene Ontology annotation, cellular component: membrane. The record is from RefSeq and is a predicted model, not a curated record. Gene Ontology annotation, biological process: transmembrane transport. Gene Ontology annotation, molecular function: transmembrane transporter activity. The transcript has 3 exons.
AAGGGUUUGUGCAAAAGACAAUCCUUGCGGUUAGGUUUUACAAAUACGCUUCUGAAUAGAUUCAAGGCAGCAAAGUCAAGUACUUGUUAAAACUAAUGAACUGAAGAAUAUGACUCUUGCAAGUCCACACCAUCUAAUAACAUAUAUAUCAUCUUCCACGAGAAGCAGGUCUUUUUCAUCAUUUGCCACAUAUCGCAGUCCUAAAAGCAUCCUCUAGAUGUAGACUAAUCCUCUGCCGCAAACAUUGUUACUACUUUUUCCCACCAUGUCAAGGUCAAGUCCCCAACCCGGGGCAGCAUCUCCCACAGAUGUCCCCACAGCCCCCAUCACUGCCGAUGACAGCGUACCCGCCCCGGCUCCGGCCGGCAUCACGGAGGAGGAGCUCGAGCGUCUCGGCCGCCAACGUCCCGCCGCAUUCUCCUCAUGGUGGCACGAGUGGUGUUUUUGCGGCUCCAUCUUGGGCUCCAUGCUGAUGGCCGAGUUCUUCAUCAGCGGCUUCAUCAUCGUGCUUCCCAACGUCUCCCAGAGCAUAAACAUGCCGCCCGGGACCCAGACCUGGCCGGCCAGCGUCUUCACUCUCGUCACCGGCGCCCUGCUCUUCGCCUUUGGCCGCAUCGCCGACAUGUACGGCGGCCGCACCGUCUUCCUGUUCGGCAUGCUCUGGUACACCCUCUGGAUCUUCAUCGCCGGCUUCUGUUCCAACCACGUGGCGCUCAUCGUCGCCCGCGCCAUGCAAGGGAUCGGCCCCGCCGCCUUCCUCCCCUCGGGCGUCAUGCUGCUCGGCUCCAUGUACCGUCCGGGUCCGCGCAAGAACAUGGUCUUUAGCAUCUACGGCUCCUUUGCUCCUAUCGGCUUCUUCGUCGGCACGCUGGCCGGUGGCGCCCUGGCCGAGUUUCUGGACUGGCGGUGGUAUUUCUGGAUCGGCACCAUCAUUCUCUUUCUCAUCUCGGUUGCCUCGUUCUUUGCCAUUCCGAAGGAAUUCAAGGAUCGGCCGGUGUCCAAGGAGGGCAAGGCGGAGAUGAAGAUGGACUGGUUGGGCGUGGCUACCAUCCUGCCCGGUCUGCUCCUUUUUGUCUUUGCCAUUACGCAAGGUGCUCAUGCUCCUCAAGGGUUUGCAACACCCUAUGUGUAUGUAACACUCAUCCUGGGUGUUUUGAUCCUGGGUUGUGCGGUGUAUGUGGAGGGAUGGGUAGCAGAGCAGCCUCUCGUACCCUUUGAUCUCUUUGCACCCAAAUAUAUGACUCCCAUGGUUCUCGGCCUGUUCAACAUCUACGGCUCUUUCGGAAUCUUCCAAUUCUACGCCAGCUUCUACAUCCAAGAAGUAAUCGGCCACCCACCCCUCCUCACAGCAGCAUGGUUCACCCCCAUGGCGGUCGGCGGUACGAUCCUCGCAGUGAUGGGCGGCAUAGUCCUGCACCGCAUCCCAUCCCACCUCCUGCUCGUCAUUUCCGCCGCCGGCAGCCUGGCAUCAGUACUGCUCUUUGCCCUGAUCCCCUCGGACCCUGCUGCCCUCAACUAUUGGGCGUGGGUCUUCACGGCCAUGAUCGGCGGCACGCUGGGAAUCGACAUAUCGUUCAACAUUUCGAGUGUCUUCAUGACGACCGCCCUGCCCAGCCACCGCCAGGGCCUGGCGGGCGCCCUCAUCAAUACCCUCGUCUUCCUCGGCAUAGGCUUCUACCUCGGCCUGGCCGACCUCAUCGUCGAGUCGACCAAGGUGGGCGACGCGGACAAGGACAAGGCCGAGGGCUUCAAGGUUGCGUUCUGGCUUGGCGUCGGCUGCUCGGCCACCGCCUUGGUCAUUGCCACCUUGUUCACCCGCAUCGGGCGCAUGAAGAGCGACCUGACCUUUGACGAGAAGAUGGAGCUGGAGGCCGAGGCGGCGAGGCUGCAGACUUGCGGCGCUGGAGGGCAGAGUGAGACGAGCAGUGGGCCAAAGAAGAACGACGGGUCGGGUUCAUAGCGACCGGGUAUGUUCUUGCAGUCGCGCUAACAUGUGUUAAAAAUAUUGCAUAUAUAAAUAUUCACUUAGCAAGGCGUUUUCUGGAUAAUUUUUAUAAAUUCUUUUGGAU